This is a messenger RNA of Petromyzon marinus (sea lamprey), 4862 nucleotides long. It is a transcript of the gene IPO7, whose product is annotated as importin 7. Gene Ontology annotation, molecular function: small GTPase binding. The record is from RefSeq and is a predicted model, not a curated record. Gene Ontology annotation, cellular component: nuclear envelope; cytosol. Lineage: Eukaryota; Metazoa; Chordata; Hyperoartia; Petromyzontiformes; Petromyzontidae. Gene Ontology annotation, biological process: protein import into nucleus.
AUGUGUCUCGGUGGUGGUGGACGGCACGCAGAGAGAGAGAGAAGCGAUGGAUCCCGGACGAAUAAUCGAGGCGCUGCGGGGAACCAUGGAGCCCAGCCUGAGGCAGGCGGCCGAGACGGAGCUGAACCAGGUGCACAAGAUCAUCAGCUUUGCGCCGACACUGCUGCAGAUUGUCAUGUCUGAGAAUCUGGAUAUGCCUGUCCGUCAGGCAGGUGUGAUUUACCUGAAAAACAUGGUGAGUCAGUUUUGGCCGGACCGUGAACCACCACCUGGUGAGAUCAUGCCAUUUAACAUCCACGAGAAUGACCGUGAGCAGAUUCGCGGCAGCAUAGUGGAGGCCGUCAUUCAGGCUCCGGAGCUCAUCAGAGUGCAGCUCACCACGUGCAUCAGUCAAAUCAUCAAACACGAUUACCCGGGAAGGUGGACAGCUGUCGUGGACAAGGUUGGAUUCUACCUGCGAUCUGAUAACAGCGCCUACUGGCUGGGCAGCAUGCUGUGCCUGCACCAGCUUGUCAAAGCUUAUGAGUACAAGAAACCGGAAGAACGAGGGCCAUUGCUGGAGCCCAUGAGCCACUUCCUUCCCACGCUGCAGGAGCGCUUUGUUCAGCUGCUCAACGACGAUUCACCUUACUCUGUACUCCUGCAGAAGCUGAUCCUUAAAAUCUUUUAUGCGCUCAUGCAGUUCACACUACCUCUGGAGCUCAUAAAUCAACAGACCCUCACUCCCUGGAUGCAGAUUCUUCGCAUUGUGGUAGACAGAGAGGUCCCUGCGGAAACUCUUCAGGUGGACGAGGAGGACAGACCAGAGCUCAUAUGGUGGAAAGUGAAGAAGUGGGCUCUGCACAUCCUAGCCCGUCUGUUUGACAGGUAUGGCAGUCCUGGAAAUGUGACAAAGGAGUACACUGAGUUUUCAGAGUUCUUCUUGAAGACCUAUGCUCUCGGCAUUCAGCAGGUGCUUUUGAAAGAGGUGGAUCUUUAUCGGCAGAAGUUCUACAUGGCUCCACGUGUGUUGCAACAGUCACUCAAUUACCUGAGUACAGGUGUGGCACAUGCUGUCACCUGGAGUGGCUUGAAGCCACACAUGCAGACUAUCGUACGAGAUGUGAUCUUUCCCCUGAUGUGCUACACGGAUGAGGAUGAUGCUUUAUGGCAAGAGGACCCAUACGAGUAUAUUCGUUUGAAGUUUGAUGUUUUUGAAGAUUUUGUCUCUCCAACUACGGCUGCACAGACUCUGUUAUACACUGCAGCCAAAAAGAGGAAAGAGGUUCUGCAGAAGACUAUGGGUUUCUGCUACCAACUGCUGACAGAGGCUGCUGUGGAUCCACGUCAGAAGGAUGGUGCCCUACACAUGAUUGGUCAGCUUGCUGAACUCCUUCUGAAGAAAAAUGUUUACAAGCAUCAGAUGGAGACAAUGCUGCAGAAUCACGUAUUUCCUCUGUUCAGCAGUGAGCUGGGCUAUCUGAGGGCCAGGGCUUGCUGGGUGUUGCACUACUUCUGCGAGGUGAAGUUCAAGAGUGAUGCCAACCUGCAAACAGCGCUGGAGCUCACACGACAUUGCCUCAUUGAAGAGAAGGAGAUGCCCGUCAAGGUGGAGGCAGCCAUUGCUCUACAGGUGCUCAUUUCCAACCAAGACAAAGCCAAGGACUACAUUAAGCCGCAUGUGCGGCCGGUGAUGCAAGAGCUGCUUCACAUUGUGCGGGAGACGGAGAACGAUGACCUCACCAGCGUGGUGCAAAAGAUGAUCUGCGAGUACAGCGAGGAGAUGGCCUCCAUUGCUGUAGAAAUGACACAACAUCUGGCAAUGACAUUCAACAAGGUUAUCCAGAGCAGUGGAGAUGAUGAGAACUCUGAUGACAAAGCGGUAACUGCUAUGGGCAUCCUCAAUACCAUCGACACCAUCCUCAGCGUGGUAGAGGAUCACAAGGAGAUUACACAGCAGCUGGAAGGCAUUUGUCUACAAGUGAUUGGUGUGGUGCUUCAGCAGCAUGUUAUUGAAUUCUAUGAAGAGAUUCUGUCAUUGGCCUACAGCCUCACUUGCCAACAAAUCUCACCACAGCUGUGGCAACUCUUGCCCAUCCUCUUUGAAGUCUUCCAGCAGGAUGGUUUUGAUUACUUCACAGACUUGAUGCCAGUUUUGCACAACUACAUCACCGUCGACACAGACAUGCUGCUAUCAGACUCGCGAUACCUGGAGAUCAUUUACAACAUGUGCAAAAAGGUGUUGAGCAGUGAUGCUGGGGAGGACACUGAAUGCCAUGCAGCAAAGCUACUGGAAGUUGUCAUACUGCAAUGUAAAGGACGAGGCAUUGAUCAGGUAGUGCCACUGUUCGUGGAAGUGGUGCUGGAAAGGCUGACGCGGGAGGUGGUGUCCAGCGAGCUGCGCACCAUGUGCCUCCAGGUCGUAAUUGCUGCGCUCUACUACAACCCACCCAUGCUGGUCGGUGCCCUCGAGAACAUCCGCCCAUCCAACGGCGCAGAGUCCAUAACAUCUCACUUUGUAACGCGCUGGCUCGACGACACGGACUGCUUUCUCGGGAUCCAUGACCGUAAGAUCUGCAUACUGGGGCUGUGUGCGCUGAUGGAGCUUCAGCAGCGUCCCGAGGCCGUGGGCAGCGUGGCCGCACAGAUAGUGCCCUCGCUGAUCCUGCUCUUCCAGGGCAUCAAGCGCUCCUACGCAAAGCGGGCCGAGGACGAAGCGGAAGGAGACAGCGACGACGAUGAUGAAGACGAUGAGGAAAAUGGCGAGAAUGAACUGGGUAGUGAUGAAGAUGAUAUCAAUGAUGAGGGUCAGGAGUACCUGGACAUGCUCGCCAAAGCCGCCGACGACGAUGACGACGAUGACGACGACGAUGAUGAGUGGGAAGAGGAUGAGACUGCUCUGGAAGAGUAUACCACACCAAUCGAUGAUGAAGACACUGGCAUUGAUGAAUAUCAAGUGUUUAGGGGUGUGUUGCAAGUCUUGGAGCAAAGGGAGCCAGAUUGGUACCGGGCCCUCACCUCGCAUCUGUCUGAGGAGCAGAGGAAGCAGGUGCAGGAGGUGUUUUCUUUGGCAGAACAGCGGAGACUAGCAGCUCAGUCGAAGCAGAUUGAAAAGCAAGGCGGGUACCAGUUCCAAUCCCACGUGGUUCCAUCUUCCUUCAAUUUUAGUGGUGGAACACCAGGCAUCAACUGAAGCAACGCCAAAAGAAGACCACAGGUUUCCUCCUGGUGAUCCCAUCUGCCUGGCCAGGCGACCAGUUUGCCUUACAAAGUAUAAUUGCCAUCCUUGAAUAAAGGGACAGUGGAGACAACACACUUUUGUAUUUUAUCAAAGGUCUAUUGUGAAGUAAAUCCACAUGAGGGCACUUCUGUUUAACAUGCUGUAGCUGCUGGUCUAUCCAAGGGGUUUCUUGUGAUAAGUCGGACACUAACAUUUAAUCAAGCAGGCUGAUGGAAUGUUUAAUUAAUUAAUCAGACGUGAUUAAAUUACUAGAGUUUUGCACUUUUAUUAGCCUGAUACGUAGUAUGCUGAGUGUAAAGCAAAAGGUAUGUACAAUAUUUAGUUUAAUGCAUUUUAGAAAAUGUGGGUGUUUACAUCUGACUGAAUUGUGUACAACACCCGUUAAGAGAGCCAGAGUUUGGUUUUAUUUUCCAUAGACAUACAGACAUCUCCACUGUGGAGGCUUACGUGGGCUUAAAAUUUUUGCAACUGCGUGCAUUGUAGCAACAUACAUCAGUUAAUUCCAAAUAGUAAAAUGCAAACAAAUCUAAAGCAUGCCAGCAUUUUGAAUAAAUUAUAGCAGUGUAAUAAACAUUACCUUACUCCUGUGUCUACCAAGAUAACAUGGUGCUGCAUUGAGCUGGUUUAACAGUGAAAUCUAUGCAGGGAUAAAACUGGUGGGUACAUCCCAGGUGUCUUGAAUAAUGCAUAGUUUAAAAUAUCCAUAACCUAGGUGUGUUGAUACACUUUUGUAUGCUACAAUAGUUUAUACAGAUGCAUGGGGAAAUGGCAUUAUAAGCAGGUACAUAAAAUAUUUCGUUUUAACAAUGUGAAUAUUAUACAGUACCGUAUAUACAGUGAUGUUUUGAGCCGUUGUCUAAUGGGAAGGUGUAGUCAGUAUUAUACGUAAACCUGGAUAAAUUUAAAGACCGUAAAUGAUAAAUUGUGAAAAUAGAAAAAAAAUCCAACAUCUUAAUCCUCUACCUUUUUUAAAAAAAUAGAACAACACUUUGGAUAGGUGUUGAUUUGUACAUACCACCUCAGCAUUGAUAGUGGAAAAGGUACUUGCAAUUUAUUUUAAUUGGAAGAAAAUAUUUUAAGUAAGGACAGACUUGUUCAAUUUUAACUUUCCUUUACCCAUGUGUGAAAAAGUGCAUCUGGCCAGUCAGUACAAAAUGCAAAACAUGGGCCCUUCGGCUAAUUACUGCAUGUGGCUGUGCUGUUAAACUUUGACCUUUAUUGAUUUUUAAUUCCAUGACUCGUUUAGAUUAGACAUCCAACAAUUUUGCAUUCGAUAUCCCCCACAUUUUUCCCAAGAAAGGGGAAUUAGCUAAAAAGGUUCCUUAAAUUACAAUAAUUGGAUGCAUUAAUGGGCGAUAUUUGUAUAUUAUUUGUUGGAUUAGUUACGUGCAUUAUGCAGUAUAUACACAAUGAAUACUUGCGCACAUACUGUACUAUACACCGAUCUGCUGGAAACUGUUUUGGAAUUUCAUUGAAUCCUUAACUUUCAGCAGCUCUAUAACAGAAACAGAUUCAGUCAUGUUUUUUUUAUAAUACAUCCCCCUAUAACUGCUGUCGAACGGGGUAACUGUACAUAACCCACAAUUUGACUGAAUCGUCAGUGACGACUGCAGUGGUGUGAAAAUAAAAGUUGUCGCCUCGA